Molecule: messenger RNA, 3570 nt
Organism: Schistosoma rodhaini
Lineage: Eukaryota; Metazoa; Platyhelminthes; Trematoda; Strigeidida; Schistosomatidae
Source: the annotation of a GenBank genome assembly
UCUCUUUUAAUUCAAUCAUAAUAAAUAAAAUAUAUUUGAGACUAGCGUCAACAUUUCUAUAGCUAAAUCAGUUUGAUUUUCUGUUAGUGUUUAUAGUAACCUAUUAAUCUGUCAAUAAGAUUAUGGCGAUCUGAAUUUGAGCCAGAGCAUAGAAGAACUCUGAAUAUACUAUCGUAUAUGUUGAUAGUGAUAUCCUGAUUAACCAUUACGUUAUGAAUUCUUGGAAAUAAACGUUUAUACAUACCACCAUUAUCUACAUGAACAUGGAAUAUGUACAAAGUGUUCCACACUAAAUCUUUCUGAGAUCGUAUGCAAUCGUAAGUGUAUUGUCUUAUCAACGCAAUAAUGGAACAGAAUAUUAGAGUUAGCUGGCGAUUUAACCAAAACCGAAAUUAAAUCACUUUUGAUAAAUUUCCUAACUAUUUGUUCAGUCAAUAUGUAGCUUGUAUAAGUCUAAUUAACAUUAUGUCCAAUAAAGUUGUAUAUUUACAGUUUGACCUCUUGUAAAUGCUAUUUAACAGCAAUUUAAUUUGAGUGAGAAUAUUCACAAAAGAAUACUCGUUCUAGUAUUGCUAAUAUGAUUACUUCACUAUGCAUUUAAUUCUAUGUAACUAUUUUAACUUCCAAACCAUUCUUACUCUUUGUUUACCUACGAAUUUAAUAAUAAUAAUAAUAAUAAUAAUAAUAAUAAUAAUUCCUCAACAUUUCUAACAGGAACGUGUACAAUAACACCUGAGAAACUUUCAUGAUACAUCCAACCAUAAAAAAAGUUAUGUAAAUUUCAUUUUAUUAUAAAGUAUAAAAACAAAGACAUUCACAAACUGGGUUUCGGAGAAAUCUCACGUUCAAACAUAACUUUAGGUAAACAUUUUCGUCAUACUGUACAUACAAACAAUUAGUAGUUAAAUAACGAAUGUUUUCUAAUCUGAUUAUAUUCUUACAACUUAUUUAUUUUGCUUAUAAAUAAAAUUACUCAUUUCUGUACUUCUCACAUUUCUUGGAUAAUAUUCCUUUAUCCACACUGUUUGAACAUUAAAACAUAGAUUUGAAAAAUUAACAUAUCGAUUUCCUAUUGUUAUCAGUUCCUUGAUUACAAGUCUUCUGGUACCCUCAUCAGCAUAGACAACUUUAUUUUAAUGCAGUUUAUCAUAACAUCAAUGAUUACGUGGUUGAUCAUGAAGAAACUAACCAAUUAGAAUUUAGAAAGAGAGACUGACAGAAAUAUGUCUGUAAUGAGGAAAUUAAUCGUAGGGAAAAAAGUGGUUUUUCCUCCUAUAACUUAUGUAUGUGUUUGUGUUUAAAUUUAAUGAUUGUAUGUAUUUGUAUAACUCCGAAUAAAUAUACUUUUUAAUAUAAUUUAUUGGCUUUUUAGUCUUGGAUUCAUAAUGAUUGUUUUAAAAAGAUGCAAAAAUGCUAUUGUCAUUUAUUUGAUACUAAUUUUGAUGAGUUACACUGAAUAGAUUGGUUGAUGAUCUAUAGCUUAAUAAUGAUAUCACCAAAACACUAGUUAUAUAUUUUACAUAAAUAAAAUUCUCCACACGUUUUAAUACAGUAUGGAUAUAGUAGACAGAAAACUGAUCUUUUGGUGAUUUAUGUCUUCAACAGGGAAUACCUCUUAUUCUACAUCAUUGUACAAAGAGACAUCAAAUCUUGAUUUCAACCAAGGUGUUGAACCACGAUCACAACAGCAAGAUACUGAAUCAAAUUUAAGUCCAUAUACUUGUAAAACGUCCGAUAAAACCGUAACAUCUGAAUCGUAUAAUCAAGAAUUAUCUCAAACAUCAAAUGAACACAAUUUGAAUUAUGAUGAUGUCCUAACUCUACAUGUUCCACAAUUAAACGAAAAUUUAUGGCAAAAGAAACAUUCCUACAAUUUAAUCAAAUAUGAUAAAUGUCAUUGUUUUGAGUUUAUAACACGUAAAAUACGUCUAAACACUUCACAUAAAACUCAAGAAGGUAUAAUGAAGAAACAAUCUAAAUCCUUAUCUAACCGUAUUCAUAAUGGUAAUCAUUUGAAUUCACUUUAUGAAAAUGAAGUUGAUAUAAUGAUGACAUCUGAUGAUAUGAAAAAUGUAAAACAAACUGAAAUUCCACAAGAAACUAAUCAUACACCAAAUGAUUCUGAGGUUGUAGGGAAAAGUAUGCGUUGGACAACAACUUUUUUAGCAGCGUUAAGUAUAUUUUUGAUUUUAAUCACGUUUCCAUUUUCACUUGUCUAUUGUAUACGUAUUGUCGCUGAAUAUGAACGAGCUGUUGUUUUAAGAAUGGGCAAUUUAAUACCAAAAGGUAAAGGUACAAAAGGGCCGGGAUUAUUUUUUAUUUUACCAUGUAUUGAUAGUGUACGAAAAGUGGAUUUACGUACGGUGACAUUUGCGAUCCCACCACAAGAAUUAUUAACACGUGAUUCAGUAACUGUUUCAGUGGAUGCAGUUGUAUACUAUCGUGUGUUGAAUCCAGUUGCAUCUGUGUUAAAUAUUGAAGAUGCUGCACGUUCUACUAGACUAUUAGCACAAACAACUAUAAGAAAUGUUUUAGGAACUAAAGAUUUGGCACAAAUUCUGAUGGAUAGAGAAGAAAUAUCUACAGCUAUGCAGUCUAGCUUAGAUGCAACAACAGAUGCUUGGGGAGUUAAAGUUGAAAGAAUUGAAAUCAAAGAUGUCCGACUUCCUAUACAACUACAACGUGCAAUGGCAGCAGAAGCUGAAGCUGCUCGUGAAGCUCGUGCUAAAGUAAUUGCUGCUAAAGGAGAACAAGAGGCAGCUAGAUCGUUAAAAGAAGCUGCAAAAGUUAUAUCUACUUCACCGAUGGCAUUCCAAUUACGAUAUUUACAAACAUUAUGUGCAAUAUCAGCUGAAAAGAAAUCAACUAUUUUCUUCCCGGUACCAAUAGAUAUCAUGCAGAAUAUAGGAAAUCUCUCCGGGUCAACAUUUGAACAAUUAUUAAAUAAAAAUAAUCAAAAAUUACAAACAAAAUAUUCAACCAAUAAAAUUCAAAGUUCUAAGGAAAUUGAAACAAAAUCACAUGAUUGUUGUGAUUCAAUGUCUAAUCAUAAAAAUUGUGUCUGUAAUGAAAAUAAAUCAAAAAUUGACAAACCAACAAAUACAUUACAUUCUGUAAAUUAUAUUGCUGAACAACCAUGGCCUCAAUCAAACAAUAUAAAUUGUCAAAUUCAAGAAACUAGUUGGGCAUAUGAAAGUGGUGAUACACAUAGUGAUACAGUUUAAAUUAAUGAACAAUAACUUUGUAAUCUUUUAAUGUUUAUAAAGAAUAUAUACAACUAUUUCUUAAGUACAUUAUAUACACAAUUGAAAUUUCUCUUUCUUAUUCUAUAUCAAUUUGACAAAUUUUAAAGAUCUUAGUAUAUACUUGACUUAUAUUUAAACUAUUUCAUAUAAUCACCCUUUAGAACAUAUAUUCCAUAUUAAACUGAUGAACAUGCAGGAUAUAUAUAUAUAUAUAUAUCUUAUUUCUAAAUAUUGUUAUUUCCUUCAUAAAACCUGGUUGUCUAGAUAUUAUUGUGAAUAAAUCUGAUUAUAUACAAAUAAAUAAAAAUGUAAAUGAAUAACAAAA